Messenger RNA from Mesorhabditis spiculigera, 432 nucleotides. The record is from the annotation of a GenBank genome assembly. Lineage: Eukaryota; Metazoa; Nematoda; Chromadorea; Rhabditida; Rhabditidae.
AUGAUGAAGCUGGCUGUUGCGUCGCUUUCCGUUCUCCUCUUCGCUCAGGCGUGCGUCGACAACUCGGCCAACUGCGCCAGCUGGACGUCCAACGGUUUCUGCAGCAGCACAUUCUACACGACCGCUUACAAGACGCAGUACUGCCCGGCGAGCUGUGGUCUCUGCUCACUGGUUUCCACAACUGCGUCGACGACUGGAUGCCGGAAUACGAAUUCUAACUGCGCCUCGUGGGUGUCCAACGGUUUCUGCACCAGCACCGCCUAUACGGCUGCCCAGAAAGCCGCCUAUUGCCCGGUGAGCUGCGGACUGUGCGUCUCCACGACGGCUGCUUCAACCGCCACGACAAAAACGAGCACCACUGGCUCGACGGCCACCACCAAGACCAGCACCUCUGCCACCACAAAGACCAGCACGGCCAGCAGCACCUCGUCC